AUGGCCUCCUACCUGCAAAAACUGCGACCAAAGGCGAAGCAGAAUGAUCCCGCCAACUUCAGAGACACCGUCGUAUAUAAUGCGCCAGGCACAGAGGGGGCAGCCAAGCCCACAGGGCCGGUCCCUUCACCGCCGCCUGCGCCGGCGAUCAGCGAACCGGCUGACGAGACUGGCGCCGAGCCUGUUCUAGACGAGGAAGACGAGAAGUUCCUUGAAAGACUUGCAGCAAUCGCAUCCGAGCCUGAGGGCACUCCGCCACCGCUUCCUGGCCGUCCCGCCGUAGUCAUAGACGACAGUGGACAGCAAAAGGUUGGCAAAGACGCACAGGCGGCUUUGAUGGAUGGCGCUGACAAGAUUGCGCUUCCAAAGAGCCCACCAGAGAAGAAGGCAUUCGCAUCAUACUUCAGCAACUUUUCCGUCCCAAAGUUCGGCAAGAAGGCCGACAAGCCUGAGAGCGCGACGGACACUGCAACGAAGGACAAGAAGGGCAAAGCAAAGGUCACAGAGGCCGAGCGUAACGAGCUCGCCGACAACCUCCUCGCAGCCGCGGAAAAGACAAAGUCGGCAGAGGAAGCAGAGGUGGACAAGGAAACGCAGGACCUCAGCAAGAUCCUCGAAGAGCUGAACAUGUCGGCCGUCAACAACCGCGUGUUUUCCUUCAGCAAAGAGUCGGAAGAGCUCCUGCAAAAGUUCACUCUCGUCCUCAAAGACGUCGUCAACGGCGCGCCCCACGCGUACGACGACCUCGAGAAGCUCUUCACCGACUACGACACGCAGCUGAAGAAAAUGUACGGCGGCCUCCCCCCCUUCCUGCAGAACUUUGUCAAGAGCCUGCCCGCCAAGAUGACGGCCGCGCUGGGUCCCGAGCUGCUCGCCGCGAGCGCAGAGAAGCCGGGAUUCGACGGCAAGCAGAAAGCCGGUGGCGAGGGCAGCAAGAGCAAGAAGAGCAGAAUCCCAGGCGUGCCCAAGAUCCCCAGUCUCAAACAACUAGUCUCGGCGCAGGGUGCGGUCGCAACAGCGCUGAGGAGCAUCGUGAACUUUUUGAAAUUCAGAUUCCCCGCGCUGGCCACGGGAACAAACCUGAUCAUGAGCCUGGCAGUGAUGAUCCUCCUCUUCGUGUUCUGGUACUGCCACAAGCGCGGCCGCGAAGUGCGUCUGGAGCAGCAACGGCGCGCGGCCGAGACCGAGACGUCCGGGUCCUCGAGCGCAGUCGCCAGCGACGACGACUCGGUGUUCGGCGACCACAAGAGACAGAAGACCAAAGCCUCAUCCGAACCCGUGCCCAGGGUAGCAGGCGAGCCCGCAGCGCCGACGAUCAUCGCGGACCACAAGGAGGAGGACAAGGCGACGGUGGCUGAUUUACCUGACGUCUCGCAGCUGCCUGAGCCUGGCACGGCGCGGGAGGAGAAGUAG
This is a messenger RNA of Didymella exigua CBS 183.55, 1413 nucleotides long. RefSeq lists its product as uncharacterized. NCBI's taxonomy places the organism in Eukaryota, Fungi, Ascomycota, Dothideomycetes, Pleosporales, Didymellaceae. The transcript has 2 exons. The record is from RefSeq and is a predicted model, not a curated record. Bases 1 to 1413 code for a protein of 470 amino acids.